AUGUCUCAAGUAAAGCCCUUCGCCGGCAAGGUCAUCGCGCUCACCGGAGCAGCAUCGGGAAUAGGCCUAGCUACCACGAUACUGCUCUACAACCGUGGCGCUUCCAUCGCCGCCGGCGACAUCAACGCAGCCGGCUUGAAGGAGCUGGAAACCACCCUCGCCAAAAUCCCAAUCGAGCCCGGCUCCGAGCAAAGACUCACAACCACAGUCGUAGACGUGACCUCCUCUACUCAAGUCGAGACCUGGAUCUCCUCCACCGUCAACGACUUCGGACAAAUCAACGGCGCCGCCAACAUCGCCGGAGUAGCCGAGUAUCCCGUCCCACUCGGACAGAAAACCGACGCCGACUUCGACACCGUCAUCGACACCCACCUGCGCGGUGUCUACAAUUGUCUGCGCGCCCAGCUUCGACACAUGAGCAACAAGAAUGGCGGCCGUGGGGGUUCAAUCGUGAACAUGAGUUCCAUCGCUGGGCUAGCCCCCGAACCCGGCGUUGGGCUGUAUAGUGCGGCGAAGGGCGGCAUCAAUUCCCUCGGCGCGACGGCGGCGAAGGAGUAUGGCGCGGCGGGCGUGCGCGUCAACACGAUCUGUCCUGGUGCGGUGGCUACGCCAUUGACCGCCCAAGCGGUCGAGCAUAUGAGACUGUUGGUUGCUCGAACUCCAUUGGGGCGAUUGAGUGAGGCCGAGGAAGUUGCGAAGGUUGUCGCGUUCCUGUUGAGUGAUGAGGCGAGCUAUGUUAGCGGAGCGGUGCUGAGGGUGGACGGAGGGAUGUUGGCGAGUGGACAUUGA
Molecule: messenger RNA, 789 nt
Organism: Zymoseptoria tritici IPO323
Lineage: Eukaryota; Fungi; Ascomycota; Dothideomycetes; Mycosphaerellales; Mycosphaerellaceae
Exons: 1
Coding region: 1-789 (262 amino acids)
Molecular function (GO): oxidoreductase activity
Source: RefSeq, a predicted model, not a curated record